Molecule: messenger RNA, 2737 nt
Organism: Condylura cristata (star-nosed mole)
Lineage: Eukaryota; Metazoa; Chordata; Mammalia; Eulipotyphla; Talpidae
Gene: TAGAP
Product: T-cell activation RhoGTPase activating protein
Exons: 9
Coding region: 30-2120 (696 amino acids)
Biological process (GO): regulation of Rho protein signal transduction; signal transduction
Molecular function (GO): GTPase activator activity
Source: RefSeq, a predicted model, not a curated record
UCACCUCUGCGGAGCCGCCCCAGAGUCUAAUGAAGUUAACAAGUAGCUGCCAUGCGUCAAAAACACUAAAUGCCAAUAAUAUGGAGACGUUAAUCGAAUGUCAGUCAGAGGGAGAUAUCAAGAAACAUCCUCUGUUGGCAUCAUGUGAGAGUGAAGAGAGUAUUUGCCAGCUAAUUGAAAUUAAAAAGAGAAAGAAGGUGCUGUCCUGGCCUUUUCUGAUGAGGAGACUCCCACAACUGAAAGCAUCUCUGUUUGACCAGCCCUUGUCUGUUCUCUGUGAUGAUGAUACACUCCCCAGGCCCAUCCAGGAUAUUCUCACUAUUCUGUGCCUUAAGGGCCCUUCCACUGAAGGGAUAUUCAGAAAAGCAGCCAACGAGAAAGCCCGUAAAGAACUAAAGGAAGAGCUCAAUGCAGGAGGCACAGUAGAUCUGAAAAGUCUUCCCGUGCACCUGCUGGCUGCUGUCCUCAAGGACUUCCUGAGGGGCAUCCCCCAGAGGCUGCUCUCCUGUGACCUGUUCGAGGAGUGGAUGGACGCCCUGCAGAAGCACAGCGAGGAUGACAGGAUCGAGGCCCUGAAGCAGGUUGCGGACCAGCUGCCCCGGCCCAACCUCCUGCUGCUCAGGCCCCUGCUCUUGGUGCUGUACUUGGUCAGCAAGAACUCCGAGACCAGCAAGAUGGACGCCAGCAACCUGGCCAUCUGUGUGGGGCCCAGCAUGCUGACCCGCCGCGAUGCCCAGAGCCUGUCCUUCAAGGCCCAGAUGGUCCUGAACGACGAGGUUAAGGCGCUGGUAGAAUUCCUCAUCGAUAACUGCCUUGAAAUAUUUGGGGAUAACCUUCCGGCACACUCCAGCAUCGCCUCUGACGACUCCCUGGAACACACCGACAGUUCAGAUGUGUCCACCCUGCAGAACGACUCAGCCUACGACAGCAACGACCCCGAUGCGGAGGUCAUCUCCCCCAGCAGGGAGCCCCAGGAGGCCGGGGAGCCCCAGGGCCUACCGCAGAUGUGGGAGCUGAGCCCGGAGCCCGCGGCCAGUGCAGCGACCCAGCUCAGGCACGACCUCAGCCCCCCAGACAGGACCUACUCCGAGCCCAGCGUGUGGUCCCCCCUGGAGUGUCUGGAGGGUAGGGACCCGGCCCCCACGCUCCCCAGCAGCGAGGCUGACCCCACCGUGGCCCCAGCAGGCUCUGGGUCUAAAAGCGAAGAAGCGGAAGACCCUUUCCCGGAGGAUGUGUUUCCUGCCAGCGACGGCAGACCCCAGGGGCCACCCGGCCUGAGAGGCAAGACUGUGACUCAGGGACCGGGGUCCCCCUGCGGCCUGGCGCCCAAAGGCCCCUGCAGCAGUUCUCUGGACACCUCUUCUGAAAGCUCGCCCUUGCCUUCUCCUUCCAGUCCCAGAAGGACUCUCUUCUCCCGACACCGGUCCUUCACCAAGGGCGAGAAGAGUAAGCCCAACAGAGAAAUCAAGAAACACUCCAUGUCGUUCUCCUUUGCCCCUCACAAGAGAGGGCUGGCCAAGACCCCCAGCCUUGGCUCUGUGAAAUCCAAAGGCUUCUCAGGGGAUCAGGUCAGCAGGGUUCUCAAAAGGGAAAGCCAGCUGGCUGGCAGGGUCAUUCAGGAAGGACCUGAGAGCUACAGCCACCCAGGUCUGGACUUCAGCCCCAGGCCCUGCGCCCUCUCCACAGAGGACGUCUUCCGGCUGGUGGAUGAGAGGAACCCUGGAAGCCCCCCCUCUUACCAGGAGGCCAUCCGGUGCCAGGCCCCCGAGCUCACAGCUUGCGGGGGCCAGACCGUGGACAGCAUGCGAGCCAGGAUGCUCAGCCUGGACGCCAGGCCAUCGCCAGCUCUACCCAGUCUCCCCGGAGGGGCAUCAAGGACUCUGUGCGGGCAGGAGCCACUUGGCGGGCCUGGGGCUGAGAGCUGGGAACAGCGGGGGGCCGUCUGUGCGUCCGCGGACCCCACGGGUCAGGCAGCUGUCACAGGGAGGCCUGAACUGCACCGGCUCAGAGCCCUGUCCGAGUCCAGACAGAAGAAUAAGCAGGACGACCUGGUGCGGACCUGCAGUCAGCCCAUCUUUGAGGCCCACCAGCUCCUGUGUGCCAGAGAAUCCUAUAUCUAGGGCACCGCCCGCCUCACAGCGCAGAGAACAACCUCUAGACUGCUUUCCAGAAAGUCGAGAAUAAGCUCCUUCAGAAGAGUGCUGAGCCCUCAGCAGAGGCGGCGACAGACCCAGCGGUGCUCAGGUGGAAGCUGCACCGAGCCCGCACCUGUGGCAGGUGUCAGCAGGUGUCCCCGGCAGGUGCCACGUGCUGCGUCUCCAGCUGUGUACAGACUGGGGACUUGUAAAUGACCUUGCUGUUCUCUGCCUCUUGCUGAGCACUUUUCUGUUCGUUGGUGUUUACAGAAUUUUUUCUUUUGCUGUUGCCUCAAGUGUCAUGCCAAUUUUCCACAAACUUUGUUCAGGAGAAAAUGUUUAAAUGUCUGUUCAAAGUGUCCCCUAAUAAGCAGGGUUGUGAUGCCCAAUCACCACAGUCAGAAGAAAGAUUGCACAGAAGAGAGAUCAGAGUUUGGGGUCAUAAGAAGCAUGACAAGCUCUGUUGUUUGAAUUUGCAGAAAUGCUUCAAUAUGUCCUUUUAAUCUAACUUUAAAUUGGACUAGAUUGGUGAAAAAUGCAUUUCAUCAUUACAGCACUUUGAGAUUCCUUGUAGUCUAGCACUGUCUCCUCCACACGAGGGG